Messenger RNA from Prorocentrum cordatum, 1835 nucleotides. The record is from the annotation of a GenBank genome assembly. NCBI's taxonomy places the organism in Eukaryota, Dinophyceae, Prorocentrales, Prorocentraceae.
GAGAAGGCGGCGCGGGCUCGGGCGAAUGCUGUUCUGAGGCCCUUGACGGCUCUCACCACUGGCCGCUGCGAUCAGCUUCGAGACGCUGCGUGGGGCAGUGCGACGGACUGGGCGAGAAGCCGCGAGCCGCCGCGGAGGAUCUCGGAGAGGGUGCUGGAGUGCCACCGGGGGGCCCGCGACCUGAAGGUGCACGCUUCCGACGCCGAGCUCGCUUUCGAACGGCUGGCCUUGCGAGCCGAAGCUGGGGCCCACGAGGCCUUGGCCGCGUCGGACGACGACGAGGGGGCGCCGCCAAGGGGCAAGGCGAUGCCCUUCGUGAGCGGCGAGGCGUCUCUGUCGCCAGCAGGGGCGGAGCCGUGCGACAUCAAACUGGUCUCGCCGAAGGGCAGGUACUACUUCGACAGGUUCCACGAGAGGAUGGCCCUUCCGCCGAGCCAGGUGGACGAGGCCGACAUCGAGGCCACGCGCUCCUACACCGACCGAGCCUCCGCCAGCGAGCUGCGCGCUUGGAUCUGCGGCGCGCCUGCCGAGGUAGCCGUGUUUUUCGUGAUGAAGAAGACGCGCGAGGACGGGGUAUACGCGCUGAGGCCCGCGUGGGACACGUGGCGCGUGAACGAGCGCUUCAGGUGCCGCAGUUGUGCCGAAAAGUGGCCCUACAUGGCGCGCGGAGGUGUCUCGACCGACGAGUUCGUGAAGGAGCUCAAGAGGCGGCGGAUGAAGCUGCCCAGCGUGCCGAGCGGAUGCCGAUAUCUCUGUCUUGUCGCGAUGGUGACGGGGUUCAGCUGGUCGCCAGCGAUCUGCCGCGGAGCGCUGGGGGAUGUGAUAUGCGACCUGUCCAGUUUUCCUCGUCACGGCCAGCUGAUCCACGGUCUGAUACCCCCGAGCUUCGCCGAGGUUGCCUUCAUCUACUGGGUUGUUAAGGACGACUUCGCCUCGUUGGCUCUCGUGCGCGAGAGCGACAAGACGACCGUGGAGACGGUGAAGGAGGCUGCUCGGGCGAGGCUGAAGGAGGUGGGCCUGGACAUGCGCAAGGAUGGAGUCGGGGAUGCAUGCCCCCUCUCUCUUGGAGCGACGAUCACCGAGCAGCCGUGCCGACUCCUGGCCUCCAGGGAGAAGAUCCAGAACGUGAUCGGGUCAAUUGGAGCUGUCAUGGCUCGAGGCCGAGCGUCGUCUCAGGAGCUGUCCCGUAUCAUUGGUUCGUGGGUAUGGCUUGCGAUGCGUUGUCGACCCGCCUUUUGCCUGCUGGAUGCGCGCUACAAGUUCGUGGCGAAGUUCGAGGGCGACCAGACCAGGCGCAAGCUCUGGGAGAGCGCGCUGCACGAGCUUCACAUGCUCUACCACCUCGCGCCCCUCGAGGCUGGCAUGGGCGCGGUGGAGACCCAGGCGACAAGGAGCGAGGUCAAGGCAGAGGUGGACCGACGGUGGAGACUCCAGCAGCCUCGCGACAUCGCCAGGGACGAGGAGGAGGAGCUACUGCUGACUGGCGACGACUGGGAGUUUUCCAAUCGGGGAAUCCCGAACACCAGCGGCGAGAGCGACGCCCCCCCCCCGCGGCUGAUGGCCGACGUCCUCGCGGGCUACGGCGGGUUCGGAGAGGAGGUGCGGAGCGAGUGCCAGUGCGAGACCCUCUCCGUGGACAACGCUCGCAACCCGCGCCGCGACCUCAUGGGCCCGUCGUUCGUCGAGCUCAUGUGCCGAGCCAUUAUGUUCGGCUUCUUCUUCAUGGUGCACAUGGUGCAGCGCGUCCGUGAGGGCAGCGCCCUGGCACGGGCAGCUAUCCCCACGUGCUUCGCAUGCCUGGCUGUAGGCAUUGGUUUCUCCUUCGAGAACCCCAG